This is a messenger RNA of Protobothrops mucrosquamatus (brown spotted pit viper), 877 nucleotides long. Its product is annotated as chloride intracellular channel protein 6-like. The record is from RefSeq and is a predicted model, not a curated record. Gene Ontology annotation, cellular component: plasma membrane. Bases 245 to 877 code for a protein of 210 amino acids. The transcript is spliced from 6 exons. Lineage: Eukaryota; Metazoa; Chordata; Lepidosauria; Squamata; Viperidae. Gene Ontology annotation, molecular function: D4 dopamine receptor binding; D2 dopamine receptor binding; D3 dopamine receptor binding.
CAGCCACAUACAACCUGUUGACGGAUCCGCCGAAGAGGCUGAAGAAGUAGAAGAUGCUCUGGGGUUGAAUGGCGUGCAAGGAAGAGGAGAAGAAGAAGAAGAAGAAGCGACUGUAGAAGGGGAGCCGACUGUCCCCCUCGAUGCGCCUGGGCAAGAGAAACAGGAAUAUGACAUUUCUCUCUUCGUAAAAGCUGGCAGUGAUGGGGAAAGUAUUGGAAACUGCCCAUUUUCUCAACGUCUCUUCAUGAUUCUCUGGCUAAAGGGUGUUGUUUUUAAUGUUACCACUGUGGAUUUGAAACGGAAACCUGCAGACUUACAGAAAUUAGCUCCAGGAACAAAUCCUCCAUUUAUAACUUUUGAUGGUGAUGUUAAAAUAGAUGUAAAUAAAAUUGAAGAAUUUCUAGAAGAAAAGUUAGUACCACCAAGAUAUCCUAAACUUUCACCAAACCAUACAGAAUCUUAUUCUGCAGGAAAUGAUGUGUUUGCUAAAUUUUCUGCAUUCAUAAAAAAUACAAGGGAAGAUGUCAAUGAACAUUUAGAAAAAACACUGCUUAAGGCUUUAAAUAAACUGAACAAUUACUUAAAUACCCCCUUGCCUGAAGAAAUAGAUGCCAAUAGCACUGAAGACAUCACCGUUUCCACAAGGAAAUUCCUAGAUGGUGAUCAACUCACAUUAGCAGAUUGCAAUCUCUUGCCAAAGCUUCAUAUCAUCAAGGUUGUGGCAAAGAAGUUUAGAAAUUUUGAAUUUCCAUCUGAAAUGACUGGUAUCUGGAGAUAUUUGAAUAAUGCAUAUGAUAGGGAUGAGUUCAUUAAUACAUGCCCUGCAGAUCGGGAAAUAGAAUAUGCCUAUCUGGAUGUUGCAAAAAGAAUGAAAUAA